AGCAGCAGCAGCAGCAGCAGGAAUCUCAGCAGCUGCAGCAGGGCUCCUCUGACGGCCUGGCCACGAGGGAUGCCUGAGACCCUGGGCUGGCGCUAGAGCUGCAGCCAGCCACGCCUCCUGGGAACUCUGUCAGACGCCCGCCAAGACGCUUGCUCCGCAAAGACCCUUCGCCGACCGGUCUCUGGCCAGGACGCUGCCUGCCUACCGGACAACAUGAACUCCCAGAACGAGUCAGAUGGGGUAUCCGGACGCGAGCAGUCGUUGGAGCUCCUUUCGCGGACUCCGCUCCAUGGCCUCUCUGUGGCAGCGGUAGACGUGAAGUCGGUGCUGCCCGUGGCCAUGCAGAACUCCUGCGGCAGCGGCAGGAGUGGCAGCAGCCCGGUGGACCUGCGGACAGAGACCCGGGGCAGCGUGCCCAGCGUGGACCCCGCGGUGCGGGAGCAGCAACUGCAGCAGGAGCUGCUGGUCCUGAAGCAGCAGCAGCAGUUGCAGAAGCAGCUGCUUUUCGCCGAGUUCCAGAAGCAGCACGAGCACUUGACGCGGCAGCACGAGGUCCAGCUGCAGAAGCACCUCAAGCAGCAGCAGGAGAUGCUGGCAGCAAAGCGGCAGCAGGAGCUGGAGCAGCAGCGCAAGCAGGAGCAGCUGCGGCAGGAGGAGCUGGAGAAGCAGCGGCUGGAGCAGCAGCUCCUCAUCCUCCGGAACAAGGAGAAGAGCAAAGAAAGUGCCAUCGCCAGCACGGAAGUGAAGCUAAAGCUCCAGGAGUUCCUACUCAGCAAGUCAAAAGAGCUGACCGCAGGCGGCUUCAACCAUUCCCUCCCACAGCACCCCAAAUGCUGGGGAGCCCAUCAUACCUCGUUGGACCAGAGUUCCCCUCCCCAGACAGGCAGCCCGGGAACACCGCCCUCCUACAAACUACCCCUACUCGGCACAUACGACAGCAGAGAUGACUUUCCGCUCCGGAAAACCGCCUCGGAACCCAACUUAAAAGUGCGCUCGCGAUUAAAACAGAAGGUGGCCGAGCGCAGGAGCAGCCCCCUGCUGCGGAGGAAAGACGGGACCGUCAUCAGCACGUUCAAAAAGAGAGCCAUUGAGAUCACGGUCUCCUCCAUGUGUAACAGCGCCCCAGGGUCCGGUCCCAGCUCCCCGAACAGCUCCCACAGCACCAUCGCUGAGAAUGGCUUCACUGGCUCUGCCCCCAACAUCCACACCGAGCAGCUGCUCCCCCAGCACAGAGCCCUGGCCAUGGACAGCUCAGCUAGCCAGCUCAGUCUCUAUACCUCCCCGUCCCUGCCUAACAUCUCCCUGGGACUGCAGGCAACGGUCACCGUGACCAACUCGCACCUCAACGCUUCCCCGAAGCUCUCCACUCAGCAAGAGGCGGAGCGCCAGGCCAUCCAGUCGCUGCGCCAGGGCGGGGCCCUCACGGGCAAGUUCAUGAGCACCUCGUCCAUCCCCGGCUGCCUGCUGGGGGUCACCCUGGAGGGUGAGACCAACAGCCAUGGGCACGCCUCCCUGCUGCAGCACGUGCUGCUCCUGGAGCAGGCCCGCCAGCAGAACACGCUGAUCGCCGUCCCGCUCCAUGGCCAGUCCCCGCUGGUGACAGGCGAGCGCAUCUCCACCAACAUGCGGACGGUCAACAAGCUACCCCGGCACCGCCCGCUGAGCCGCACCCAGUCGUCCCCGCUGCCCCAGAGCCCCCAGGCCCUGCAGCAGCUGGUCAUGCAGCAGCAGCACCAGCAGUUUCUCGAGAAGCAGAAGCAACAGCAGCAGAUUCAGCUUGGCAAGAUCAUCACCAAGACGGGUGAGCUGCCCCGCCAGCCCACCACGCACCCAGAGGAGACGGAGGAGGAGCUGACGGAGCAGCAGGAGGCACUGCUGGAGGACACGGUGCCCCUGGGGCCAGUGGGUUUCGUGGUGGAUGGCUCGCCGGAGAGCGAGAGCACGCAGGAUGAGCUGGAGGAGGACGAGGGCGGCGAGCCAGUGAAGGACGAGGGGGGCGUGAGCGGGGACGAAGAAGAGCACAUCGACUCACCGGAGGUGGAGGAGCUGGGUGUGGCUUACAAGCAGGUGUUCCCCGAUGCUCAGCAGCUGCAGCCCAUCCAGCUCUUCCCAGCUUCCCUGACCAUCACCACCCUGCCUCACCAAGCGCUGAGCCGGACCCAGUCCUCGCCCGCCACCGCAGGCAUCAAGAACACGGUGGCUGAACCCCCGGUCAAACACCUGUUCACUACUGGCGUGAUCUACGACACGUUCAUGCUAAAGCACCAGUGUAUGUGCGGGAACACUAACAUUCACCCAGAGCAUGCUGGGAGAAUCCAGAGCAUCUGGUCCAGGCUCCAGGAGACCGGCUUGCUGAGCAAGUGCGAGCGGAUCCGGGGCAGGAAAGCGACGCUGGAUGAAAUCCAGACGGUCCAUUCGGAGCAUCACACGUUGCUGUACGGAACCAGCCCCCUCAACCGACAGAAACUCGACAGCAAGAAGCUGCUAGGUCCCGUCAGCCAGAAGAUGUAUGCGGUCCUGCCCUGCGGCGGCAUCGGGGUGGACAGCGACACGGUGUGGAACGAGAUGCACUCGUCCAGCGCCGUCCGCAUGGCCGUGGGCUGCUUGGUGGAGUUAGCCUUCAAGGUGGCCUCAGGAGAGCUCAAGAAUGGAUUUGCCGUCAUCCGGCCCCCGGGGCACCACGCGGAGGAAUCCACGGCCAUGGGCUUCUGCUUCUUCAACUCCGUCGCCAUCGCUGCCAAGCUGCUCCAGCAGAAGCUCAGCGUCGGCAAGAUCCUCAUUGUGGACUGGGACAUUCACCAUGGCAAUGGCACCCAGCAAGCCUUCUACAGUGACCCCAAUGUGCUGUACAUCUCCUUGCACCGCUACGACAACGGCAACUUCUUCCCAGGCAGCGGGGCCCCCGAGGAGGUUGGCAGCGGGAUGGGGGUGGGGUACAACGUCAACAUAGCCUGGACGGGCGGAGUGGACCCCCCCAUCGGCGAUGUGGAGUAUCUGGCCGCGUUCAGGACGGUGGUGAUGCCAAUAGCCAACGAGUUCUCCCCGGAUGUGGUCCUGGUCUCUGCCGGCUUCGAUGCAGUCGAGGGACACCUGUCUCCCCUGGGUGGCUACUCCGUCACGGCGAAAUGUUUCGGGCACCUGACCAAGCAGCUGAUGAAGCUGGCCGGCGGGCGCGUGGUGCUGGCUUUGGAGGGGGGUCAUGACCUGACAGCCAUCUGCGACGCCUCAGAAGCCUGUGUCUCCGCCCUGCUUGGCGUGGAGCUGGACCCCCUGGAUCAAGCUCUCCUGCAGCAAAAGCCAAAUGUAAAUGCGGUGGCCACGCUGGAGAAGGUUAUUGAAAUCCAGAGCAAACACUGGAGCUCUGUGAAGCGCUGUGCCUCGGUGGUCAGCUGUUCCUUGCUGGAGGCGCAGAAGGGAGAAGCCGAGGAGGCAGAGACAGUAAGUGCCAUGGCAUCGCUCUCGGUCGAUGCCGAACAAGGAAGCACAGACUGCAGCCCCAGACAAGUGGAUGAGCCGAUGGAGGCAGAGCCUGUUUUGUGAAGUGCCAAGCCGUCGUGUAGCUGUCACUUUUUUGUGGGUUUUUUGGUCAUUUGUGAUUUUGUUCCCCUCCCUCCCCCCAAAGGAUUUUUUUUUCUAUUAAAAAGAGGAGAAAAAAAAAAGUCACACUCAACUCCACAGCAAAGCCGUGUAUGUGAUUGUGUCCGUCUCCAAGCAGCUGACCCUACCAGCAUCUCAGUCUUGUCCCCGCACCUUCGGGAUUCAGGGGUUUGGUUGGUUUCGAUUUCCUCCUCUCCUGUCUUACGUCUCCGGCGUUCUUCCCUUUGGCGACACACGGUAGCAGCAAAACAAGAAACGGUUUCGCUUUGGGGUCCUUUACACUCUGUGCUCCGGAGAGAGGAGACAACCCGGCUGAUUUCAAAUCCGAACGGCAACACCAUCCUGUUUUCUCUCCCUCUUUCUUCUUUUCUCAUUCCCCUGGUUCGCUCACACCGAAACCCAAGCUCCGUGACUUGCUUUCUUGCUUUUUUUUUUUUUUUUUAAAACCUUCACAGCUGAAUUAAUCUUACUGUCAAGUGUGUUGAAGUGUUUCUGAGACAUAAGUGACUCUGAAUGCUGAGGACGGUCUCUGGGGGAGGAGAGAGGAAAUAUUCGUGCCUUUAAUUAAGUCAUUUUUUUUAAUGCCUUAAUUUCCCUGUGAUUUUCAUUUUGCUCUUUUGCGUUACCGUUUCAGAGGGAGCUAUACAGAUAUAAAUAUGGGGCUGGGGAAGAGAGUCACACUUCUAGUCUGAUUCUCAAUCACCCCCUCCCUCCCCAACCAACCCUCCCUUCUCCUACCACACGCACUGUGUAAUUAAUCCCAUUGUAAUUAAGAGAGCCAUUGUGCAUCCGUGUUCACGACCAAUGCUUUCUGGACGUUCUUUUUGUUUGGUUUUCACAAAGCCUCGUCUCGCUGUAAAUAAUUUGAUUUCUUGUCUCGCGUGCACAAAACAAACCGUUGUCCAUUCGUAAAAAAAACAAAAACAAAAAAACAGAAAAAAAA
Molecule: messenger RNA, 4540 nt
Organism: Chelonoidis abingdonii (Abingdon island giant tortoise)
Lineage: Eukaryota; Metazoa; Chordata; Testudines; Testudinidae
Gene: HDAC5
Product: histone deacetylase 5
Biological process (GO): negative regulation of transcription by RNA polymerase II
Molecular function (GO): histone deacetylase activity
Source: RefSeq, a predicted model, not a curated record